UAACUGAAUUAAUACUUAAACGUUUUGGUGGGUAACACAUAUUUCUUACUAACCAAACUAUUUUAUUUUACAAUUAAAAAUCUACCUAAAUACUUAAAAAAAACUUUCCUAUAAUAGACAUAUGGAAGCUGCUGCAUUAUACCCCUGGUCAACCGCAGAAUCAUUGAUGCGUUUGGCAAGGAAAAAUUCAUUGCCCAGAUUGCCAGGCAACUUAAGAGAUUUAGCAACAUUAUUUGAGGAUGGACAGCUCAACAGAUUCGCAUGUUGUAAUAAUGUUUUAUUCAAAGGCUGUGUGCAGGAUACUGAUAAUAAGACAAGUAUAAUAUUUGCCUGCACACAACUUAUUAGAUCGGUUCUUAUGAAUGAUAUUCAAGAAAUCCAUGCAGAUGCAACGUUUAAAGUUAUUCCUUCAAACAUGGGUUACCAAAUGUUAACACUACAUGGCAUGGUUCAAAAUUAUUCAAUACCAAUUGUUUACGUACUAAUGGAGAAGAAGACGAGAACUUCAUACGAAUCUGUUUUUCGGUUCAUCAAAAAUAAUUUAUUACCAACAUUUACACCAAGUGUGAUUAUUACAGACUACGAGACAGCAUUGAGAGAUGUGUUAAUGUCGGUAUUUCCAGGUGCCCGUUCUGUGGGUUGCUGGUUCCAUCAUAACCAGGCCCUAUGGAAAAAAAUGAAAAGUUUACAAUAUUUAAAUUAUGUCAACAACAACGAUAAUGCAAAAAAAGUAUUGCGAUUAUUAAUGUGCCUUCCACUGUUACCGGCUCAAAACAUGGAAACUGGAUUCAUGUUAAUCAGAGCAUUUUCUAUUAAUCAUCAAGUCAAUUUAGAACGGUUACUACAAUAUUAUCAGAGGUACUGGUUAAGGAAUGUUGGGCCAGAAAUUGUCUCAGUUCACGGGUUGCCACGAAGGACGAACAAUAACUUGGAGAGUUUUCAUAACGCACUUAAACUGAAAUUCUCCGUCAACCAUCCAAGUUUAUGGAUAUUUUUAGAUCAUUUGAGUAAAAUACACACAAAUUACCAUAUCAUUGUCAACCAAAUUGUAAAUAAUUUAACUCCAACAAGACAUUUGAGAAACAAAUUUUUGGCAAAUUCUCGGCGAAUCAAAAAUGCUACUGAGCAGUACGAUUUAGGCCUCAUCUCUUUAUGGCAAUUUUUACAGCGCUGUUCUUAUUUAAGUACUGCUUACAUAGAGAGACAAAGGCUCUGGGCUCUUCAAAACAACGAAGAUGAUGAUGAAAUCCCUGACGUAGAUUUUGAUGACGAGCCACCAGUACUAGCGCCAGUAGAAAAUUUGCCACCAUUGGAAGUAGAGUUACCGUUAGAAGUGGCCAAUCGUGAACCAGUACCAGCCUCAUUGUGUUUAGUGUGUAUGACAGCGACGACCCUCAAUAGUGAAGAACAAUUUAUUGUUUUACCGUGUGGGCAUGGUUGGCUGUGUGGCAUAUGUGUUGUUAGUUUAGACCGCCCUAAUUGUGUAUGCCCCAUAUGCCGUAGACCUCAUGUGACCUUUCAAAGAAUUUACUUUGCUUAGUUAUUCAAUAAUCUAAUAAAACAUUCAAUAUCUCACCAGUAUACCGUCCGAGGAGCGACAACUUAUUUUUUUUUCAAUUGUUAAUUUCUACGGUUAAAUUUAAACUUUUACCUAUUUGUUAUUUUUAUUUAUAAUUCAUCUAUUAAACGCACUUAUUAUCCAUUACUUCAGUUUAGUAUAUUAUUUGUAUAGUCUUGAUCUAUACAAUUAUAUCAAGAAGUGAAAUAAAUA
This is a messenger RNA of Aphis gossypii (cotton aphid), 1771 nucleotides long. RefSeq lists its product as uncharacterized. NCBI's taxonomy places the organism in Eukaryota, Metazoa, Arthropoda, Insecta, Hemiptera, Aphididae. The transcript has 5 exons. The record is from RefSeq and is a predicted model, not a curated record. The coding region runs from base 122 to 1540 and encodes 472 amino acids.